AUGGCAACAAACCUAUUCGGCACAUUCGGCGCGAAUGCUGGAGCAUCUCUAACUGGACCUGCCGCUGGUGGCUUUGGUGGUGCCACGGCACCCGCGCCUGCCACUGGUGGCUUCGGUGCCGCCACGGCACCCGCGCCUGCUGCCGGUGGCUUCGGUGCCGCCACGGCCCCUGCGCCUGCCGCUGGUGGCUUUGGUGGUGCCACGGCACCCGCGCCUGCCACUGGUGGCUUUGGUGCCGCCACGGCACCCGCGCCUGCUGCCGGUGGCUUCGGUGGUGCCACGGCACCCGCGCCUGCCGCUGGUGGCUUUGGUGGUGCCACGGCACCCGCGCCUGCCACUGGUGGCUUCGGUGCCGCCACGGCCCCUGCGCCUGCCGCUGGUGGCUUUGGUGGUGCCACGGCACCCGCGCCUGCCACUGGUGGCUUCGGUGCCGCCACGGCACCCGCGCCUGCUGCCGGUGGCUUCGGUGCCGCCACGGCCCCUGCGCCUGCCGCUGGUGGCUUUGGUGGUGCCACGGCACCCGCGCCUGCUGCCGGUGGCUUCGGUGCCGCCACGGUCCCUGCGUCUGCCGCUGGUGGCUUUGGUGGUGCCACGGCACCCGCGCCUGCUGCCGGUGGCUUCGGUGCCGCCACGGCACCCGCCCCCGCUGACGGAGUCAAGGCGCUUUCUGCUACAACGGCGGCGCAGUCCUCGUCAUCUGCUGCGUCUCCCUCUCAGGAAUUUGCGGGUAAGAAUCUCAGUGCGGUACUGCGCAAACUGGACACGUGCGUUGGCACCGAUCAGCGCCACUUUGCGGCGUUGGCCCAGCACGUGGUGGCCCGAGAUCGGCAGAUUAUGGCGCGUGGUCGUGAGCUGAUGGAGGUGCAGUCGGUCGUCAAGGACGCCCUGACGGCGGCGAAGAGUGCGGAAGCGACGCUGAAUGAGUGCAAGCAGCGCCAGGCCGCCCUCUCCGACUACUUGCAGGCACUAGAGGACAAGGUUCAGCCGUAUUACAAACAGUGGGAAGACCAGCAGCAGCAGCAACACGAAGAUCGUGGGGUGGACCAGCAACGCGUCAUUGCCUACGACAACGUUAUGGCGCUCCUCGAGGAGGUACAAGGCGUGGAGGAGAAAGUGAAUCGUGCGGUUCGGCAGCACAAUCGCGCACGAACGGAGCUGCUGGAUCUUAGCGAGGUGGAAGGGAUGAUGCGGAUGAUUGAUGGGCAGCUGCUGGCGCUGCAAUGUUGCGCCACACAAGCGACCGCGUUAGAGCUGGAGCUAGAUCGACUUCUUGGAAAAGAAGCGUAA
Leptomonas pyrrhocoris is the source of this 1287-nucleotide messenger RNA. RefSeq lists its product as hypothetical. The record is from RefSeq and is a predicted model, not a curated record. Gene Ontology annotation, cellular component: nuclear pore central transport channel; nuclear pore. The transcript has a single exon. Gene Ontology annotation, biological process: protein import into nucleus; RNA export from nucleus. Gene Ontology annotation, molecular function: phospholipid binding; structural constituent of nuclear pore. The coding region runs from base 1 to 1287 and encodes 428 amino acids. Lineage: Eukaryota; Euglenozoa; Kinetoplastea; Trypanosomatida; Trypanosomatidae.